UUGUUUGCUUUGAUGCCAAGAUAAACUUUGAUGACAACGCAGAAUUUAGGCAAAAAGAAAUAUUUGCCAUGGAUGACAAGUCUGAAAAUGAGCCUAUAGAAAACGAAGCUGCCAAAUAUGACCUGAAAUAUAUAGGACUGGAUGGAAAUAUUGCUUGCUUUGUGAAUGGAGCUGGUCUUGCAAUGGCAACGUGUGAUAUAAUAUCCCUGAACGGGGGCAGGCCAGCCAACUUCCUGGACCUCGGCGGAGGGGUGAAGGAAGCCCAGGUCUACCAAGCGUUCAAGCUGCUGACUGCCGACCCAAAG
Tinamus guttatus (white-throated tinamou) is the source of this 305-nucleotide messenger RNA. The record is from RefSeq and is a predicted model, not a curated record. NCBI's taxonomy places the organism in Eukaryota, Metazoa, Chordata, Aves, Tinamiformes, Tinamidae.